CUUUUCUCUUCGAACCUAGUAAUGUUAAUUCCAGAAAAAUGAAUGAAUUAGAACGUUAUUUUAUUAAAUACCAAUUUCUGGUUUUUCGAAACGGCACUCUCGCUCCCAUUACUAGAGAAGUAGCUUUCGCUCCUGAUGCUCUCGCAGUGGCACCUAAAAUAAACUCUCUUUAUAAGAGGAGAACAAGACCGCGUGCACAUUGCGUAGAAGAGCGGUCUGAUGGCUAUGGAACAGUUCAGUCGGUGUGUUUCCUCUCUGUUGUUCGAUGUUGUGCUGUGUUUCGAGAAAAGCUGUGGCAGGGGCGGAUCUAGGACCACCCUACGAUCAUUGCCCCUUGAGAGAGCAACCUGUCGAAUCGGAAAUAGUAGUAGAGAUCGAGCAAUACACCGAUCCAGAUGUGCAGGGCAUCCUUCAGCCGUGCGCGAUCUGCGCGCGGACCUUUAAGCCGCAAUCGUUGGAGAAACACACGAAAAUAUGCGAACGAGCAGCGAACAAGAAGAGGAAGCCGUUCGAUUCGUCUAAGCAGAGGAUCCAGGGCACCGAGCUCGCUGAAUUUCUGCCGAAACAAGAGAGGAAACGAUACGUCUCGGAGGAUAGAUUAUCCAAACCAGCCGAGCCAACUUGGAAGCAGAACCACGACGAGUUUCUGCGAGCAAUUCGCGCAGCUCGCAACGAGAUCACGGAUUUCACGAUGCAGAAACCAUGCGGUACAACGGUCACGUCCAGCGCCCCGACGCGCUCUAACGAGCAGGGUGCAUGCCCCACCUGCAACAGACAUUUCGGCGUCAAGGCUUACGACAGACACGUGGCCUGGUGCAAGGAUAGGAUCGCACACGUGCCGGUCAGUCCGGCGACGAACAUCGCCAAGGAACGUCUCGAGGCACGAAUGAAGUAUCGUGCUCCGGCUGUGAAGAGUCGUCGACAAGUGACCCGGGAGAAAUAUUCACCCAGUUCAGCGAUCACCCUGAACUCUACCAGCAAAACGUCGCCGAACCUUGCCACUGUUAAGGCCAAGGAAUGCGCCUCGGCGCCCAAUUGCAACAAGAGCAACGACAGUCCUGUUAAACACAAGCCCCUUGGCAGACGUUCGGCGCAAACGAAAGAGCCGGCCGCGUCUCACGUCCCCAUGAAGUCGCGACCCAUCGAUCGCACAAAUAGGCCAGCGGAAGACAAGCCCGGAACCCUGUCCCUUCGACCUGCGCCCCCUGUUAAAAGAAUCUCUUACCUCCCCGUACCACCGUUGAAGCACACGAGAGAUAUUCUUGAAGAGACCGAUAUCAUCCCCUCGCCGACGUCCUGUAAGAAACGGUCGAGGAAGGUGCAAGAGAGAGCGAAGAGAGAAGAGAUUACCAGUUACAGGAGCAGGCAAGAGGAGAAGCAUUCGGCGAGAUCGCCGAAGACGAACAUCGUUUCAACCAGAAGUCAGGGUAACCCGAAGGUGAACGACGUGUCGAUCAAUGACAUCGUGGGCGUCACUGUGAAACCGUGUAACAUAUACAGAGAAAAUUCGUACACCACUUGGAAGCAGAUCAGCCAAGAAAAAAUCUGUGAAUCUAAUUCUAAUCAAAAGAUGAUUAAACCACAGAAGUUGCUCGAGGAUCGUGAUAAGAAAGACGAUGCAUUGAAAAUUGAUUUCAACGAGGAUACUUGUAAGGAUGAUAACGAUAAAUUAAGCUGUAGAAGCGAGAGCUUAAACUGGACGAUGAUCAGUUCCAAAUUGAAUCAAACGUAUUCCUUCAAGGAUCUGAACGAAGAGAUCGAGAACGCGAGGGUUUCGAAGAGGAGGAAACCGGUGAAACACAGUCCAAGGGUGGAAUUCUGCCUGGGAGAUCUGGAGAAAGCGAAUCGUCUCCGAUCAGCGUUCAAUUUUAAUUAUCCAGAUGAAUCAAACGUGAAUAAAGUUUCUCGUACGAGUUCAAAGAACGAGUUCAAGAGAACGAGUUCGAAAUGUUCUGUGAUUGAAAAUGAAACAGAGAGAUUGCCGGAGGAAGGUAAUUUCGAAUCAGCGAGGAGUAGAAUUUUGGAGAAGAAGCGACUGACACCGACGACUUAUGCGGAUGUUUCUUCGCAAAAUGAUUAUCAGGUGGAAAGUAAUGUUGACGAAAUUACCAAUUCGCAGGAAAAUCUCGAGAAAGAUGAGAAAUUAAAUGAAAUAAAUAUAAUAAAUUGCGAGGAUAUAGAAACUGUGAGUACGCACGAGAACAAUUAUUCGAACGAAGAAAAUUGGGAAGAAGUUUCGAGGCAUUCCGAAGAGAGAUUAAAGCCUAAUGAAUUUAUCAAUUUUUCUGAAAUGUGUCAACUUGGAACGAACGACAUAAUCGUUGAUGAUGAUAUCCCGAGACCGCAUCAAUCAAAGUUACAGGAAGGAACAACUGAAACAACAGACAGUGAAGAUAUCAAAGAAGAUAACGAUCAAUUGAUUUCUGACGUUCAGAAUUUAGAUGAGUCUUUAGAAAAUAAUAACGCGGAUGACGUUGCAAAAUCCUGUAACAUAGGAACGAAUUUCGUAGAAAUAGAAAAUGAUCAAAUUUCUAAAGACAUAUUAUGGCCAACUAGAUCAAGCACGCCAUUCGUGAACAUCGAGGACUGUUUGAAUAAAAAAUCUGAGAAUACAGAAGAACCUUGCCAAGCAGAAAACGAGGAAUGGCAAAUGGCAAUAAAUUUAGAAACAGGAUCAGAAUUAUUGUACAGAGUCGAAAGCAGAGAUUCGCACUGCUCUGGACAUUCCUCUCGUGGUAACUCAAGAAAGAAAAUAUUGGAGCUUGAAAACUGUCCAAGUGUUCGUGAAAUGAAUACAAGCAUCAAAAGUUUCUCCAGUCUUCCAUCUGUACAAAUACAGAAAAAUGAAGAAGAAAGCUGUUCAUUCAUCCGGUCUCCGCUAAUAUUAAAAGAGGAACAGUUUGAAUCUGAUAAAACCUUCAGAAAAGAGAUUGCCAGUCAAAUAAACAUGUGUAACUGUCCAUCAAAUCUUUCUGUGAUCCUGAAAUCUGAAAAAGGGAUCGAUUGCAACGAUUUGAUUGAAAAUAUCUCUGAAUCUGAAGCUGAACCUUGCGAUACGAAGUUGAAGGAAUUUAAUCGUCCUUUGAAAGAGGCUGAAUUUUCAGAAGGGCAAUCGAAGGAAAAUUUGCAGAAUAACAAUUGCAAAGAAGAACGCAUCGAUGACAAGGAUUUAAUUAAGGAAUCGAACACAGAGAUACAGGAGAUCUAUAAAAAUGAUACCGCCAAAGAUUUUGAUUACGAUAGCGAUAACAGUAUCGAGCAACACGUGAAGGAAGCGAUAAGCAAUCUGAAAGCUUCCUCCAAGAAACAACGUUCGAUAAUUCUUUCCAAGUCUCGUGUGAAGGUGAAAAAAUCGAGGACCUCGAAAUCGUAUCGAUCGAAGAUCCUAGAUAUUCCAGACAAGAUUCACGAGGAUCCGAAUGUUUUGAACGAAAGUACCGAUAGUUUAUCGUCUUCUAACAACGGAGCAGAUUUCACGGACGUGAAGCGGGUGGAAUCCGUGGAGGUUGAGACGAUUGAAGAAAUCGGUACGAGAAAUCGAAGCAUCAGAUUCCGAAUUUUACCGGAGAUCAAAGGAAACACGGUGGUGGUUAAGGAAAAUUACGGUGAGAGGGAGAAGAUUGAUACUUAUUGGGAGAAAGCUUCGAGAGCUUCGAAGAAUCGAUUGAUUAAUCUUGAUCCACCUUAUCAGGGGGCGAGCAGGUUUUUUAAGAGAAAUCCAAAAGUUCGUACCCUUCCUCCUGUACCCAGUGGCUCGUCCUUGAUAGAUUACAGGAAUCUUAAACUGCCAUUACGUCCAGUAUGGAGCAAUUACGUGCGCAGACGACCGGAUUUUAAUCUCGUACUUAGCGGUAGAACUGGGAAGGAUUACGAUCCGUUUGUGCUGGCAGAGCAGCAGAUGAACGAGCUGCUCUCGGACACGAGCGAGCAAUCGGUGACCGACAGUCCUUCGAUCGAGCAAAACCGCGAAACCUCGUUUCCUCUUUCUCAUUCCUCGGCGUUCGUUAAAUAUCCCUGUCACUCGUCCCUCUCGAGCCCGGAAAAACGAUCAUCCUUGAUAGCCCCUCCGUCGGAAUUCGACGACCUCGUGUCGGAUUUCUCCAGCGACUCGACUGAAACCAACUCGUUGUCUCGUGAAAUAUUCCUCAAUAAUCUGAAGGAUAACAAAGAAUCGAAAGAAUCGAUCGGAAAGUCGGGGGUAGAGAAGAAAUCUCCGAUUAGAGAAUUAGGUAGACGAGUGAUCAUCGACAAGUCGAAGGCAUUAGGCAACGACGCGGUGGACGAUGGAAAUCGGGGUAGCAGAAGUUUCGUCGGUAGUUCCGAAAGGGCUCGUAAAAUCCUCGACAAAGUAUCCCCGAAAGUAAUUCGUCCUUCGGUCAAUCGUUCCGUUUCCGUUCGAGCCUCGUCCGCGCCUAAAACCACCCCCGAUAGAAACGCGAUAGAAGACACGAAGAAAUCUCGCAACAGUUUAAACAAUCGUAACAAUAAUUACGCGAAUCUUUCGAGUAGCAAUCUUAGUUUGAGCUCGAUAGUGUCCUCGGACAUGGACAUGAAACGAUCGAACUCGUUGUUCGACGAAUUGAUGACCUCGUUCGAGGACGAGAACGGUUCCUUCUCCUCUCUGAAAUCCCUCCUUAAAAACGAUUCCUUGUCCAGCCCUGUGCAUGGAAGACAACGCAACGGGCAGAUCAGUGACGAGGAGUUGUCAUCGCCGGAGAGCUACAAGAGGCAGGAUCGCAGCAAGCUGAGCGCUGAUUCUGCUUACAGCAGUUUAAAUCGCAAAUAUUCGCACCAUGGACGCAGCACCAACGACGUGGCUGGACGAUUGGAGGAGGAUUUGCCAAGAUGCAAUCGUCGAGAGGCCGAUGGUCCGACUAGUUUGGCUAAAUGCAAGAUGUCCAAGUUUUGUCACGAAUGCGGUUCCAAGUUCCCGAAAACCGCGAAAUUCUGCUGCGAAUGUGGCGUCAGAAGACUCGUCCUCUGAACACUCCUAG
Molecule: messenger RNA, 4994 nt
Organism: Osmia bicornis bicornis
Lineage: Eukaryota; Metazoa; Arthropoda; Insecta; Hymenoptera; Megachilidae
Exons: 8
Coding region: 266-4984 (1572 amino acids)
Source: RefSeq, a predicted model, not a curated record